Molecule: messenger RNA, 2556 nt
Organism: Thecamonas trahens ATCC 50062
Lineage: Eukaryota; Apusomonadida; Apusomonadidae
Product: PHD finger protein 8
Exons: 1
Coding region: 1-2556 (851 amino acids)
Biological process (GO): protein demethylation; regulation of transcription by RNA polymerase II
Molecular function (GO): transcription coregulator activity; histone demethylase activity
Source: RefSeq, a predicted model, not a curated record
AUGCGGCUGGACUUUGGCUUGGCAAACCUGGUCAAGAAGCCGCUGGCUGGAGGAGGGACCGACGACGGUCCGCUCUCGGCUGCGGCGGCCAAGGCUAUGCUCGAUCUCCCUGCUGAUCAGUUCUAUGGAGCGUAUCUGGAGGCACGGAGCGAGCUGUUUGCUCCAGGUGGACGAGCGGUGGAUGAUCAGCGCCAACUCGAUGCUCUCAUUGGACAAGGUGGCGCGGAAUCGUUGGCAGAGUGGAUGGAGAGCGGUGCUUUCAAGGAGCCGCUGGUCAUGAGCCCGGCGUUGCGGGAGACGCUCGGCGUUGUCGCCCCGGGUUAUGGGCCAGAUGACAAGGACUGGGGCGUGGGCGAGCUCGCCGCUUGGGUAGCCGCACAGAUCGCGGCCUCCGAGCCGGACAAGCCGGUUCUUGCUGUCGACGUCGCCACGCAGGAGGAGGCCUCGCCGCGGCUCUCGCUCAACGAGUGGGCUGAGUACAUGGGCGCCAUGCCCGGAUCGGCGCUCCGCGAGGAGCGCGGCGUCCUCAAUCUCAUUUCGCUCGAGUUCUCCAAGACCCAGCUCGCUGACGCCGUCCGCUCACCGCAUGUUGUCCGCAACGUCGGCUGGGUCGAGACCCUUUGGCCGAGCGAUAUGGAGUUGACCGGUGCGCCGGCUGCAUACUACUGUCUUAUGGGCGCCAAGGGCUCGUACACCGACUUUCACGUCGACUUUGGCGGGACCUCGGUCUGGUACCACGUCGUUCGCGGUCGCAAGGUCUUCUACGUUGCUCCGCCGUCGCGGGCCAAUCUCCGCGCCUACCAAACCUGGUGCGAAUCCAAGCGCCAGUCUGAGGUCUUCUUCCCGGACCUCCUCCCGCGCGGCGAGUUUCAGACCCUGGUGGUCCCCGCCGGCCACACCCUCCUCAUCCCCUCGGGUUACAUCCACGGCGUCCAUACUCCGGAAGACUCGCUUGUCUUUGGUGGUAACUUUAUCCACACUGGGGCCGUCUCUAUGCAACUGCGGGUUUUCUUUAUGGAGGACGCGCUCGGCGUCGACGCCACCUACCGCUAUCCGCAGUUUGUCGCCGCUCACUGGCUCGCCGCUGCCCACUACGCCACCGCCCUCCCCACCGUCUCCUCGCCGUCAGACUACCUGAUCAAGGCCCUCGACGUCCUGCUUGCCGCCCUCAAGACAUGGGUCGCAGAGUCUGUCCACGAUCUCCCACCCCACCUCGACCUCGCUCGCGCCACAGAACUCAUCGACCGCCUUGACACUGUCCUUGCCGAACAUCGUACCCCGGCAAAGCCGCAACUUGCGGCUCCGCCAAAGCCCAAGCGCCCGCCGCUCUCGUCGCGUAAGCUGCCGAGCACCAAGCCGGUCCUUGUCUCUGCCAAGAACAAAAAGGCAUCCGCCGCAAAGUCGGGGAGCUUUUCGUCAGUGCCGUCGGCGGCCACUGCCGCUGCAGGUGGUAUCUCGUUCGGCCUCUCUCCUGUGUUCCCUCAAAGUGCCAAGCCACACCCGCCUGCGUCCACGCCUCCGGUGCCGUCUGAGCCUGCACCUGCUGCUCUUUCCGUCUCUGCGCCUCCUCCUACCGCGUCUGCACCCGAGCAGGGUAAGGCCGACUCGGAUACCGCCAAGGGCACGGAUGCCGCUGCCGCUGCCGCCUUGGCCGCCUUUGCCUCGGCCGCUACUACUACGCCCAGAAUCAAGCUCAAGGCCCCUGCGGCUGUGCCCGAGACCAAGCCCAAACUCAAGAUCAAUCUUGGAUCACGGCCGAACGAUUCCGAGUCGGACGACGAUGACGAUGAAGACGACGACGACGACGACGACGACGACAGGGCGCCCGCUGCCGGUGGAACAACCAUCAAGAUCCGGACCAGCGUCCAGCCGGCCAAGAUGAACCUCAAGCCGCAACCGUCAACCAAAAUCUCGCUCACGGUCCCGCCACCACGGGCAGCCAAGGUGGUGGCCAAGGCCAAGUCACGGUCGGCAGCCCGCGGCCACGACUCGGACGAAUCCUACGAGUACUCGUACGAGUACUCAAACGACUCGGCUGACAACGAUUUUUCCGGCUCCUCCGACGACGCCUUUAUGCAAAAGCUACAGAAGCGCGCCGCCGCGCGCUCGCGAACCACGACGCUCUCCAAGUACGGCCGCCGCCGCAAGAACCGCGUCCCCAAGGACUUUAUCGCCAUCGCCGACAACGACGACGAGGUUGACGCUCACCUGGAGGCUCUUCAGGCGCAAGCCAAGCGCGGGUCCAAAGCCAAGGCUAAGCCCGCGCCUGCAAAGUCGGUCAAGCGCAAACGCCGCAACGACGAUGACGACGACUACGUGCCGACUGGCCUAGACGAGGCGGACGACGACGACUUUAUUGACGAUGAUGAUGACGACGACGACUACGAGCCGGCGACCGUCCGCGCCAAGGUCGUCCAGCCAGCCAAACGGACCAAGGGGCUGGAUGGCUCGGCCAAGGGCAAAGCUGGCGCCAAGAAGAAGCCCGCCAAGCCGUUCAAGGCCAAGAAGCCGUCGGCACGAAAGUUCUUUACCAACAUGCUCAAGCGCAGACGGUGA